Molecule: messenger RNA, 792 nt
Organism: Anopheles cruzii
Lineage: Eukaryota; Metazoa; Arthropoda; Insecta; Diptera; Culicidae
Product: fibrinolytic enzyme, isozyme C-like
Exons: 3
Coding region: 1-792 (263 amino acids)
Biological process (GO): proteolysis
Molecular function (GO): serine-type endopeptidase activity
Source: RefSeq, a predicted model, not a curated record
AUGAAGCUCGUCUUAGUGCUGUGUGCCAUAAGCGUGGCCAGUGUGAUGGCCAUGGGCCGGCCCGAGUCACGUAUUUCCGGUGGAACUGAUGCUGAUCCACAGGCAAUCCCCUAUAUCGCAGGGAUUCUAAUUUCAGGCUCUAACCGCCAUUCAUUCUGUGCCGGUAUACUAGUUUCUCCAACACACGUUCUCACGACGGCCAGCUGUGUCUCGAACCAACCGACGAUGACUAUUCUUCUUGGUGCCAGCGAUAUGACCCGCAUACAACAGUUCAUUGGUGUGGCCAACACGCUCAUCCAUCCUAAUUACAGCUCCCUCCUGAACAGGGAUGAUAUUGCCAUUCUAACCAUGGAUCGUCCGACACCGCUGAACGAGUACAUUCAGAUUGCGAAUCUGCCGCGCUGGGCGCACGUUGGUAACUCUUUCAACGGUUUCGGUACCACCGUCAGCGGUUGGGGCAACACCGGAAACCGAGACAACGAACCCGUACCGAUUCAGACCCUACUUUCGAUUCGGACGCCUGUUGUUAGUAACACGGUGUGCGGGCUGUCGCACAACUUCAUACGCGACGAUCACAUCUGCACCUCCGGCGACAACGGUGGACCCUGUGAUGGAGACGAUGGCGGACCUGUUACGAUCACGGAAGGGGGCGAAACCGUCGUCAUUGGCAUGCACUCGUUCCACUACUCGGGACUCUUUGGGUGCGAUCGUGGCCGGUCGGCUGUUCAUGUGCGACUCACCAGCUACCUAAGCUGGAUCGGAGCCAACUCGGACGCCAUCAUUGGACUGUAA